CGUAUCCUAAUAUGAUGGACUUUUUUGAGAAUCUUGGAGUAGAUAUGGAAUUAUCANACAUGUCUUUUUCUGUUAGCCUAGAAAAAGGCCGUGGCUGCGAAUGGGGAAGUAGAAAUGGUUUGUCCAGCUUGUUUGCACAGAAGAGGAAUGUACUGAAUCCUUACUUCUGGCAAAUGAUCAAGGAAAUUGUCAAGUUCAAAGAUGAUGUCAUUAGCUAUCUUGAUAUGCUUGAGAAUAACCCACAUAUUGACCGCAAUGAGCCUCUGGAGGAAUUAAAUCAAGGGGUUACUCAGAAUUAUUUCAGAAAGCCUAUCUU
Molecule: messenger RNA, 316 nt
Organism: Vigna radiata var. radiata (mung bean)
Lineage: Eukaryota; Viridiplantae; Streptophyta; Magnoliopsida; Fabales; Fabaceae
Exons: 2
Source: RefSeq, a predicted model, not a curated record